AUGAAACAUGAUUUGUCCAAAUUUUUGUCGAUAUCGAGACACAAUGAAACCGAGAAAUCCGUGGCGCGUGCCGCCAUCAAGAGAGCUCUGGAGGCAGUUGGUUUGAACUCGAUGACUCACACUUUUAUUCACGAAGAAUCUAACGAAAUCGGUGCCAACGUGAUAGCUGUCCAAAAAGGUCCAUAUUUUGGCACCGGAAAUGAUAAAAUGUUAAUUUUGUCGGCGAAUUAUGAUACGGUGGAAGGAAGUCCAGGUGUCGAUGACAAUGGCUCGGGAGUGGCUGCGGUGUUGGAGGCGGCUAGGGUGUUAUCCACUCUGGAUAACCUGUAUUCCAGACAAAAUACUAUUGUUUAUGUGUUUUUUGAUAUGAAACAUAAGGCCUUGGCCGGUUCCCACGCCUUCGUAGAAGACGUCCUUCUCCCCCUCAUGGAACGUACCAACACCAAAGUGAUAGGUACCGUAAUCGCCGACGGUCUUCUUCAUUUUGAUCCCUUCCCAGCUUCUCAAGCAAUGCCACCAGAGUUCGAGUCGUUUUUCCCGGAAGCCGCUCAAUUAUUGCAUGAGCAUUCUCAUAUGGGAGAUUUUAUUCAGAUAUCGUCGAGAAAUGAUGUGGAUGAAGAGUUGGUGAGAAGAUACACCCGUGCCUACGACCGUUCCUGUCAGAUGCUCUCCGCCGACUGGGAAUUCCAUCCGUGGUCCCUAAACCUCCAGAUGAACAUUGGAAACAUCACGACUUUAGACCGGUUAUACAAACUCCACCCAUUCCUAUACUCGGAUCACUCAUCGUUCUUCUUCCAUUCGAAACAAAAAACUGUGCAAAUUCCAACGAUUUAUUUGACGGAUACAUUGAACCUACGCGGAGUCCGCCAAUACUGUGUGCAGUGUGACGGUCUCUACAUGAUGACCGAACAAAAUAUGAAAUUUUUGGCGCUGAUGACGGAUUCGUUGAUCAGAUUAUUGAUUGAAAUGAGUGGAUCGUCGGCGGCCGGCGUCGUCGAUGAUUUGUAUAGUUUUAUGUUUAAUAUUGAUGUUGAGUGA
This is a messenger RNA of Caenorhabditis remanei, 1038 nucleotides long. RefSeq lists its product as uncharacterized. The record is from RefSeq and is a predicted model, not a curated record. The coding region runs from base 1 to 1038 and encodes 345 amino acids. NCBI's taxonomy places the organism in Eukaryota, Metazoa, Nematoda, Chromadorea, Rhabditida, Rhabditidae. Gene Ontology annotation, molecular function: metalloexopeptidase activity. Gene Ontology annotation, biological process: proteolysis. The transcript has 9 exons.